AUGGCGACCCCCUCGAGACAAGCACGCGGCGCCGCGCUGCUUAUGCUGCAGCUGUUUCGCCUUUGCCAGGCUGUUCCAUGCCUGUCAGAGCCUCGAACCACGGUAUCUGCGGCAGGCACCUCGAUACCGUCCGUCGUUGCCCACACCAACGUCACCUCCCAUGGACCGUACACCGGCCCGCCGGCCACCACAACCGGGGCGCUUUCAACCACCGUGCUUGCUCCGUCCAUCCCGGCCCUGCCACCAGCAGAGGACGCCUUCAGGUAUCCUGCAGAUGGGAAGCUCCACGCCCCCCAGCCCGCGCCGUACACACCCAAUGGCGGCAUUGGCACCAACGGCUCUGCGCCCGUGUACAGAGUGCAGAGCGACUUUGACUACCAAUCGUUGGCUUUGGCCUUGUACCAUGAAUGGAUAGAACUGGACCUCUUCCACUGGGGCCUGGCCACCUUUUCGGACGAAGAGUUUGAGGCGUACGGCAUCAACGCCGAGGAUAGAUUUCUCAUACAGCACAUGGCAGACCAGGAAAUCGGCCAUGCUACGGUCCUGUCCAACAUGCUCGGGCCACAGGCGCCGGUGCAGUGCACGUACAACUACCCGGUGUCCAACGUGCGGGAAUACAUUGAUUUCAACCAGAAGCUCACGCGGUGGAGCGAAGCCGGCGUCUACGGCUUCUUGCCGCACCUCAACUCCGGCCCGGCUGCGCAGAUGCUGCUGCAGAGCAUCACGGUCGAAGCUCGCCAGCAGCUGAUUUUCCGCCAGUUUGGCGGGCAGUUCCCCAUGCCCGAGUGGCACACGCCUGGGAUCCCGCAGAGCUGGGCCUGGACCCUUCUUGCGCCCUACAUCUCCAGCUGCCCCUACAACCAGACCCGCCUGGUCUGGCAAAACUUCCCGGCCCUCCACAUUCUCAACCAGCCCAACCCAGCACGCAUCAACGGGUCCCAGGCCUGGAACGAGACCACCGGAGGCUGGAGCAACACCCUCUCCACCGCCGACGUCCCCAGCUCGGAGCUGUGCGUCAACGCGACGGACAAGACGCUGGAUUGCAGCGCCGCCAUCAGCCAGAACCGCAGCAUCCCGCUUUCGUUUCCGGGUCGCCAGGUGUUUUUGAAAUGGGAUGAGCCCGGCCAGCUUGUUGGCCCUAACAACAGCUACGUGACCAGCACCAAUGUCGUCGAGCCCAAGUUUGCCGCCUGGGUGUCUCAGCUGAACGUCACCUACUCGCCUCUUUUGAACGUCAGCGUCGAGCACAAGACGGCGUAUACCAUUCAGCCCGACGUGUCGACCUGGGCUGGUGAUCCAGCUAUCAACGGCACAAUGUUUCUGGCCCUGACUGACGUUGAUUUAUACGUCACUCCUUAUAACGUGACCCUGAUUAACCCUCACGUAGGCGCUCUGGCUGUAUACCAGGCUGGCUGA
This is a messenger RNA of Ustilaginoidea virens, 1416 nucleotides long. RefSeq lists its product as uncharacterized. Lineage: Eukaryota; Fungi; Ascomycota; Sordariomycetes; Hypocreales; Clavicipitaceae. The record is from RefSeq and is a predicted model, not a curated record. The transcript has a single exon. Bases 1 to 1416 code for a protein of 471 amino acids.